This is a messenger RNA of Strigops habroptila (Kakapo), 1889 nucleotides long. It is a transcript of the gene GSG1, whose product is annotated as germ cell associated 1. The transcript has 7 exons. The record is from RefSeq and is a predicted model, not a curated record. Gene Ontology annotation, cellular component: plasma membrane. Lineage: Eukaryota; Metazoa; Chordata; Aves; Psittaciformes; Psittacidae.
CUGUUGGGAUGUUGUAAGGAGGGCAGAGUGCUCAUAUUCCCUCCCUACAGAUGGAGCUGUUGAAGGGAUUGCCAUGGCGCCGUGCUUUCCUGGCUGUCAUCCUCAACCUGCUUGCCCUCAGCCUCUCCACCACUGCCUUGCUUGGCAGCUACUGGUGCACUGGGACCCAAAAAGUGCCCAAGCCUUUGUGUGGGAAGAGCAAGGCCACCAAGUGCAUUGGUGUCCCCAUGCCACCCGAUGCAGGUGCUAGCAAUGUUUCAUCCCAGGACGUGGUGCACUACAGCUGGGAGACCGGGGAUGACCGCUUUGCCUUCAGAUACUUCCACACGGGGAUGUGGCUUUCCUGUGAAGAAAGCAUGGAAGGGCCAGGUAGCAUCUUGCCUAAACAGCCCCAACUUCUUCCCUUAAGAAGUGAUGGGUCUGCAGCCUAAGAGAAAUGCCGUAGCUUUAUUGAGCUUUCACCACCAGCAGAGAGAGGAAUCCUGUGGCUGUCGCUGGGAUCAGAGAUGCUGUACAUCAGCUUGCUGCUCAUCAGCUUCAUCCUCCUGAUGGUGGAAAUGCUGCAUACUGGCAACCCUGUCUGUGGGUUGAAGCUCAAUGCCUUUGCUGCUGUCUCCUCGGUGCUGUCAGGUCUCCUUGGGAUGGUGGCACACAUGAUGUACACUCAAGUCUUUCAGGCAACAGUUAAUCUGGGACCAGAGGACUGGAGACCGCACACGUGGGACUAUGGCUGGGCAUUCUACAUGGCCUGGGCUUCCUUCACCUGCUGCAUGGCUUCUGCUGUCACCACUCUCAACACCUACACCAAGACGGUGCUGGAGUUCAAAAGGAACCACAUCAAGGGCUAUGACAUGAGCUUCAAGGAUCAGCCUCAGCACCACCAGUGCUUCAUACAGCGGCAAAUAAGCAGCUACUAUGGGCCCCAAGACAAGCCCCUCCAUUUAGUCUCUGAGGGAGUCGACUUCUACUCUGAUCUGCAGCAGAAAGUGCUACAGCGGGAACCAGAGCUGGAUCUGGAUGAAGUCUUGGGACAGACGGUUGGGGAGGAUCGUUGUUAGGGAUGAGUGCACAGGGGCAGAGCAGUGGGGUUUGGGAGGCACAAGAGCUCUGAGCCAAACACUAGCGCUACUGUUAAUCGAGUUCUUGGGGAGCUCUUCCUUCCUCUACAGUUCAGGGAGCCGGAAGAGAAGGUGGGCACUGGGGCAGGGCAACAGCAGUGUCAACAGUAGCAAGAUAGGUCUUCCCUGAUCAGUUUGCCUGGUGCCCUCAGCUGGGAAGGGUGAAACCAGAGAAACCAGAGGGACAUGUUGCUGGUCCAGCUGUCUCCAUGUACUUGCAGACAGUUGAGGCAGUUGUCCUAAUCCCAGCAGUAUUGUACCUGGGAACAGAUAGCACCAUCCAGCUGGCAAAUUGCAGUGCUGGGCCUAUUUGAGUGGUGUCACACUGACCUUCCAGCAACCCCCCCGUCCAGUGUUAACAGUGAAGGGCACUGGUGCUCUUACUGACUGGCUGUAAGCCUCUGUGAACCCUAUUUGUUCUUCAUAUCCAGGCCCAACCUCCUCUGCUCCGUGCUCCCAGAUUUAAAAUGCUGCUGCAAUAGGAAUGGAGAGCUGCUUUCAGACAUCUCUCCUCCUCUUUCAUAUCUCUAAUGAUUCCCACAUGCCCCUUUCUUGCUUUUUGCCCCAAAAUCUCCGAUUCUGGUGUACUUUCCUGUCCAUCUCUUUCUACUGUGCUUGUCCACAACCUUUAAGGAUCCUUGGCUGGGCUUUUGCUUAUUCCUUCGUUUCUCUUCAUCUGUCCCCUUCUCCCCAUUGUAAAAAUAUCGCAGACAAUCCCCAAAUCAAGCAAACUCAUAAUCUCCCAGAAGCGAAACACCAAUUCACAUGACA